Messenger RNA from Spodoptera littoralis (African cotton leafworm), 4713 nucleotides. Lineage: Eukaryota; Metazoa; Arthropoda; Insecta; Lepidoptera; Noctuidae. The record is from the annotation of a GenBank genome assembly.
AUGAGAGCCACCGGCUUAAGAAUUUCUUUAGUUAUUGUAGCUUACGUUCUAAUUAGUUUGGUUUCAAGUGAGGAUACUGCCAAGCCUUAUGAAAAGAAGUCGAAAUCUGUUACCACGUUUGUCAGUGCAAAAUGGGAAGCUACACCUAUUGCACUGGAACUUGCCGAAUACCUCGCUGGCGAAAGCACGGAUUUAUUUUGGUCUUUCUUUGAUGGAAUAAAUUCGUUAAAAUCUAGUCUUGAUUCUCUUGAGACUGAUAAACAAGUGUAUGAUGCCUGUAUUGGAGUUGCUAGCACUUUGUUGGCCCCUGCACAGCUGCGGAUGGCUAAACUGGCUCUUUCCAUGCAUCUCACAUCCCCUACAGUUCGAAUGUUUGAUCAAAUUGCUACACAAACCGGAGCUAAGGAUGUUACAUGUGAUGCAUUUGUAUCAAUAGCUUCAAGGAAAAUUUGUGACAAUGAUGCUCUAAGAGAUAUUCUGAAGUCAUACAACCAGUAUGAUGUGGAAGAACACAAGCAAGAGACCUAUUUACUGGACCAUUCAUAUCCUAGUAGUGACAACAAAAGUCUAACUGCCAUCUUGUAUGGAGAGCUAGGAAUGAAAGAUUUUACAACAAAACAUAAAAUACUGUCCACAUAUGCAGAUUCUGGAGCUAUCAACUAUGUUGUGAGAUGGAAUGUUAAGCCGCGGGGUAAGCCUAAGUUACGUCUAUCAGGUUAUGGUGUUGAGUUGCAACUGAAGAGUACUGAGUACAAAAGUCAGGAUGAUUCAACACCCAAGGAGUCUGAAGAUGGAGACUCAGGUACUCCACCCUCUGAGGAAGAAGAUGAGAAUGACCCUCAGAAUCAAAUUGAUGGAUUUAAUUUUGGACGACUCAAGAAUUUGUUCCCCGGUUUACGUUCGCCACUGGAGCGGUUCCGUCGUCACUUGUCCGAAUCUAAUGAGGAGCUGGCUCCUUUGAAAGUAUGGCAGAUGCAAGCAUUGAGUAUGCAAGCUGCAGUGGCCGUUGUGGAUGCCAAUGACGCGGGAGGUGACGAGUCGCUCAAAGUGUUGACUUCUAUUGCACAAAACUUCCCCAUGCAGACUAAAUCAUUAAUACACGUAAAUGUCCCUCGUGCUUUCCGUGAAGAAGUAUUGUACAACCAAGACAUAUGGGCGUCAUCCCUGGGGCUCCGGCCAGCGGAACCUCUGUUGCUCGUGUCUGGGGCUCAGUACGACGCUGAGGAGGUCGACGUGAUGGCUCUCUUAGCCGCUCUCAAGGAAGAUAUUGGACCUAUGAAUACUUUACAUGCUCUUGGUUUGUCUAAAAAGUUGAUCAACAAAUUGAUGUCACUGGAAUUGGCUGAGGCUUAUACAUGGGAGGAGUACGGUCUGGACAUCCGCGACACUUCGAUCACGUGGCUCAAUGAUUUGGAGACUGACGAACGGUACCGUCGCUGGCCCUCGUCUUACAUGGAGUUACUUAGACCCACCUACCCCGGUAUGCUGAGGAAUUUGAGAAGAAAUAUUUACAAUUAUGUAAUUGUGGUAGACCCAACUUCUCUAGCCUCUGGACCGCCUCUGAAGUUGGGUGAGACGUUACUGAAACACGCGACUCCGGUACGCGUGGGCCUCGUGUUGGCACCUAGUACCGACAACCCAGAACUAGAGGCCGCCGUCAGAUCCGCAUUCAACUACGUUGCGCAAGAGAGAAACUCCAAUAAGGAAGCUUAUUAUUUCCUUACACAGCUGUUACAUCCCCCUCAAGAAGAAAAGUUGUCUAUAGAGUUCGUAAAGAAGCAGCUGAACAAAUACACUAAUUUUAACACGAAUAUUAACGACAUCCUCUCAGAAGAUUCAGAGUACAACUUCGGAAGACAACUUUCAGAUGAGUUUGUAUCGAAAAUCGGCACCAACAAAUAUCCUCAGGUGUUAGUAAACGGCGUACCUCUAGUUGAGGAAGGGAACUCUCCCGUGACGACAUCAGUGGAGUUGUUGGAGGAAGCGUUGGUGACAGCCCUGUCUCGACACACGGGCCGGCUGCAGCGCGCCGUCUUCCGCGGGGAACUCUCAGACUCUGAUGAUGCAAUCAACUACCUUAUGAAGCAACCUCAUAUCAUGCCUAGAUUGAACCGUCGUAUUUUAGCCUCUGAACCGUCUCAGUACUUGGAUCUGUCGGGAGUAGCCGCCUCCAACGAUUUGUUCACAGAGGAUAAAAUACACAAACUUCUGCACUUAACAGGACGGGAUGCCAUAGCGACAGCAUUACCAAUUUUGAAAUAUUUCACAAAAUCUAUAAAGCCUGAGAAAGUAUCGCAAACUAUAUGGGUAGCUGGUGACCUCAACAACAAGGAGUCUAGGGAACUGCUGAAGAAUGCUUUGUUAUUCAUGAAAGAAUCCCGUGGUGUGCGUGUGGCGUUCAUUCCCAACGUGGACGGUACUUCUAGCGUAGACCAAUCACUGAACAAAGUAGCACUGGCCGCGUUAACCACGCUGGAGCCAGCUGAGGCCACAAAGUACAUGUCGAAACUGUUAGAAGAUGAAGGAUGUCAUGAAACACAGACUUGUGAUAUCUUGCCUGAGAUAGUCCCGGCACUGAACAAAUACGAGUGGGUACUGAAAGCGUCGCGAGUGCUGUGCGCGCGCAGUCUGAAGUUGAGAGCGAGUCAACGCGCGCUCGUGUACAACGCGCGGCUCAUCGGGCCGCUGCAUCUACACGAACAAUUCACGCUCGACGACUUUACACUGCUCGAGAGGUACAGCAACCAAAUGUACGCCGAUAAGUUAUCCGAAGUAUUGGACAGUAAGAAAAAAGUUAAAGAUUUAGACAAGAUAUUUGAAGAUGAUGAUGAUGACUUCGACGUGAGCUCGCUGUCGUCGGACGAGCGCCUGAAGGUGGUGUGCGUGGUGGCGGCGCGCAGCCCGCGCGUGCGCACGGCGGCGCCGGCCGGCCUGCGCGGGGACCACUCGCUCGUCGACCUGCCGCCGCUGCGCCAGCACGAGGCCGCCGUCGAGAUAGUAGCGGUAUUGGACCCGGCAUCGACUGCGGCCCAACGCCUAGCACCGCUUUUGUUGGUACUACGUCGUGUCGUCAACUGCCGCAUCAAGUUGUUCGUCAAUCCACAGGACAAGAACUCCGACAUGCCUUUAAAGAGUUUCUACCGCUACGUUUUGGAGCCAGAGCUUCAGUUUACUUCGUCGGGUGCGCUGUCCGGCGGUGCCCUGGCGCGGUUCGCCCGGCUGCCUCACGCGCCGCUACUGUCCAUGGAACUCCGCACCCCGCCCAACUGGCUCGUCGAGUGUGUCAAGUCCGUCUACGACCUCGAUAACAUACGACUGGCUGACGUCGAUACUGUCGUGCACAGUGAAUUUGAAUUGGAGUACCUUCUCCUGGAAGGUCACGCGUGGGAUACAGCUCUGGGCACACCGCCACGAGGGCUGCAACUAGUGUUGGGAACUCGAGAUAAACCAGAACUCAUGGACACCAUCGUAAUGGCUAACCUCGGCUACUUCCAGCUCAAAGCCAACCCUGGCGCCUGGAUCCUGAGACUACGACCGGGACGCUCUGACGAUAUCUAUGAGAUUGUUGGACAUGAGAACACCGACACUCCGGCGGACAGCGAAGAUAUCCAAGUGCUGAUGAGUUCGUUCCGUAGUCACGUGAUCAAACUGAGAGUCAGCAAGAAACCCGACAAACAACACCUCGACCUCCUCGUCGAAAACGAUGACAAGAACUCUGGCGGCAUCUGGAACUCUAUUGCUAGUUCGUUCGGUGGCGGCGAGGAACAAGAAGCCCAAGAUGAGACGAUAAACGUGUUCUCAGUAGCGUCAGGACAUUUAUACGAGCGGUUUAUACGAAUCAUGAUGUUAUCUGUACUCAAACACACUAAAUCGCCUGUCAAAUUCUGGUUCCUGAAGAAUUAUCUCAGUCCUUCACUCAAGGACAUCCUGCCAUACAUGGCGCAAGAGUACGGGUUCGAAUACGAGCUGGUGCAGUAUCAGUGGCCGCGCUGGCUACAGCGACAGCGCGACCGACAGCGCACUAUCUGGGGAUACAAGAUCCUCUUCCUCGACGUCCUGUUCCCGUUGCAUGUCAAGAAGAUCAUCUUCGUUGAUGCCGAUCAGAUUGUUCGUGCGGAUCUAAAAGAGUUGGUAGAAUUGGACUUGGGUGGAGCACCAUACGGAUACACCCCAUUCUGUGACAGCAGGAAGGAGAUGGAAGGUUUUAGAUUCUGGAAGCAAGGAUACUGGCGUAACCACUUACAAGGGCGCAGCUACCACAUCAGUGCGCUGUACGUGGUGGACCUGAAGCGGUUCCGACGCAUCGCCGCCGGGGACAGGCUGCGUGGCCAGUAUCAGGCACUCAGCCAGGACCCCAACAGCUUGUCCAACUUAGAUCAAGAUUUGCCGAACAAUAUGAUUCACCAAGUAGCAAUUAAGUCUUUGCCUCAAGAGUGGUUGUGGUGUGAGACGUGGUGUGACAAUGACUCGAAGGCGUACGCCAAGACCAUCGAUUUGUGUAAUAACCCGAUGACGAAAGAAGCGAAGUUGUCGGCUGCAAUGCGUAUAGUGCCAGAGUGGAGCGAGUACGAUGACGAGAUUAAGGGGCUGCAGGCGCGCGUCCGGCGCGGACUAUACCAGGCCGCAGACCAUGAUCAGGAGAUCGAGAGUACAGAUCACCAAGAGCCUGUAGUAGAGAGUCCUUCGAAACACGAGGAGCAUUCGGAGUUAUGA